Dunckerocampus dactyliophorus (ringed pipefish) is the source of this 3421-nucleotide messenger RNA. RefSeq names its product DEP domain containing 1a (gene depdc1). NCBI's taxonomy places the organism in Eukaryota, Metazoa, Chordata, Actinopteri, Syngnathiformes, Syngnathidae. The record is from RefSeq and is a predicted model, not a curated record. The transcript has 12 exons. Gene Ontology annotation, biological process: intracellular signal transduction. The coding region runs from base 121 to 2685 and encodes 854 amino acids.
GAUUAGCAGGCGGCGCUGACUUGGGCCAUUAAUACUUAUCGUACGAAAAGAAGUUUGUAAUGGAUACAUUUUUAUGUUUCGUAGAACUGAAUUGACCAAUUCCGUCAGUUUGGGAUAAACAUGAGCGCACAUAUCAUCACUCCUGGGCCUUACCGAGCUACAAAGCUGUGGAACGAGGUGACUCGUCUCUUCCGAGCUGGUAUGCCACUCAAGAAGCACCGGCAGAGCUUAAGGAAUUACACCUCCUGCUUCACAGCGUCCGCUGCUGUAGAAUGGCUGCAUCAGAUGCUCCGUAGCAACAGCAACUUCGGCCCUGAGGUCACCAGGCAACAGACAGUCCAGCUGCUCAAGAAGUUUCUGAAGAACCACGUAAUAGAAGAUGUGAAGGGCCGCUGGGGAACAGAGAAUCUGGAGGACAACAACACGCUUUACAGAUUUCCGUCCACCUCUCCGCUGAAGCUCAUUCCUUGCCCUGCUGCACCCUCAGCUUCCAAAGCUGUUAAGAAAAGGCCUUCACUCAGAGACAAGGAAGGUUUCUUCAGGUUUAAGAGCAUCAAGAAGAAUGAGGACACAGAGGAAACUGUCAAUCCCGAUCAUCAGUCAGAGGAAGAAAAAAAGGCACAAGAGCAGCAGAUACAGAGACGAGCGCUAACUGAAGAAGACGAACGUAACAUCUGGAGAGACACCAUUAUGACGCACCUCCACAAGAUUCUUGGUGUUGCAUCUCUGGAUGAAGUGUUAGACCACCGUUCGAUAAACCCUCAAAACAUCAUCCAUAAUAUGACUAAAGUCAACAAGCAUGGGGUGGUCACCCUGGACGACAGGACCAAUGACCUUCCUCAUUGGGUUUUGUCCGCCAUGAAGAGCCUGGCUAAUUGGCCAAAGUAUGACAGCGCACAGCCAUCCUAUCCAGGCUUUGAAAGGGAUGUCUUCAAAACAGUGUCGGAUUACUUCUACAGCCUUCCACAGCCAUUACUCACAUACGAACUAUACGAACUGUUUAUCAACGUGCUGGUGUAUUGUGGGUAUGUUGCAGCACCCACUGCGCACCAUCGUGGCAAACGAAAGAAGCAUGACCAUCCAUCAGCGUCCCCUCCCGCCAAGACAUCGUUUCACUCCAGCGAGUGUCUCCUCCUGUCACUGCUUAGACAGGGAACUUGUGAUGAGACAGAGUCUCCCAUGAGGGAAGUUCUUGGUGGGAAAGUUCAGUCCCAACUGUCUCAGCCGAGAGGAAACACUGCCAGUACGGAUGGUGGUUACUUCAGAAGCAGCUGCGUGAGCCUUAAUACUGCUGGAUCGUUGAGGCGGCAAACCAGGAGCUGGUCACUGGAAACAAUCCUAGAUGACUCCACAUCUCUGGCAAGGCAACCAGUCUUUUUGUCCAAUGAUAGCCUGGCGUCCUGCUUAUCGAGUUACAGGAGCCAGGAUAAGAAACAUCGGACACCUCACAGUUAUUCAGAAUUGACUUCUGCCUCAACGACUGUUGCUUCAUCUGAAAAUGCUCCAGAAACUUCCAACAGACGUUCUACAGUUUCUGUUGCAGCGCAGUCAGCAACACAGAGGUUGCAGACAUUGCGACCACGGAGCGUAGGCAGCUGUUUAGACAUGGUUGUAGAGACCAAUGAAGAAGACAUUAAAGAGAUCAGGUGGCAAGGUCGAGCUGCCAGCUGCCUGAACAUAAACACCUCCGGGGAACAGCAUCACGCCACUGUAACGGCACACCUUCCUUUAGCAUGCGGCAAGUGUCCCUCCAGCUUUUCUUCAUCUCCUGCAACCAGAGCACACUCACCUCACGCUGGUGCAGAACCUAGUAGGCCCAGACCAGCUUCCAGCAUGUCCACUCUUCGGACCCUGCCGCCUGCUGUUUUCCGUCGUUGCCUCAGCUCUCUGGAUGUGUCCAAGCUGCCUCAACCCACUUCACUAUUCAAACCGUCUGUCUGUGUGCCCACUGCCAGCAUGCAGCCCCCUCUACCAAAAUCUGAGCACAGCCUUCUCCAGCCACACAGCGAGCGUGUGGCCAUUGAGGCCCUGCAGCUGUGCACCCUCCUCCUGCCCCCUGCAUCUCGCAGGAAGUUGCAGCUCCUAAUGAGAAUGAUGUCUCGUAUCAGCCAGAAUGUGGACAUGCCCCGCCUCCACCCUGCCAUUGGGACCCGCACCCUGAUGGUCCACACGUUUUCAGCUUGUGUUCUUGGCAGUGCCGAGGAGUGUGACUUGGACGAGCUGUUAGCCACUCGGUUGGUUUCCUUUCUAAUGGAUCAUCAGCAAAGCAUCCUGUCGGUCCCGGAGUAUCUACUCAGUGCAAUCCAUGACCAUGUGCAGUACCUGCGCACAGCACAGGUACCAAUCGACAACGCAGCCGCCGUUGUUGAUAGUGGUGACCCAGUGUGCGUUCCCAUGCCCCUGUAUACGUUUUGCCGUCAGAUUAGUGGUGCAGAGUUUGAGCAGCAAAAAUUAGCGUCUUCCCAGAAGGCCAUGGAGGAGUUACUGGAGAUGCUGGUGACAGACCAAAAUAUGACUGAGAAGGACAGACGCAAAAAGUUGAAGCAGUUUCAGAAGCAGUACCCUGACAUCUACAGUCAGCAGUUCCCCUCCACAGAGAAGGCGAAUAAGACUGACAACAAGCCAAAGAUUAAAGCCCCGCUGCUCAAUAUCAAGAAAACCAAAUCUUUCAGUAUCAGGAACUGAACUGGCCAGCAGGUCUCGCUGUUGCUGAUAUCCAGUCUUUUCGAAGAUCUCUGCACUACAACUGCACUCACACUGGUACCCACAGCAUAUUUGUUACAUGGAAAACUGUUAUCACCGUUUGGGUGUGUGUAUACGCCACCGGGACCUUUUGGGAAUUAUUUUUCUUAGCUUUUACUGUAAGUUAAAUGGCAGUAGCUUGAUGCCAAUUGUUUGAAAAGCAAUUAAGCGUGUCCGCAUGUUUUUAUUUACUAUAUAUUUUUACACACGUGAACUUUUACUCAAAAUGUUGAUUGAUUGUUUUACAGUAGAAUUAUGUGUUGCGUUUGCAUAGAACUGGAAAAGCCAAAAGCAGUGAAGCAUAUUUUCAGUUUGAACGUGAAUCUGAUGUUCUGUACUGGGUUUCCAACAGCAGCAAGCAUAAUUCAGUCAUUAAUGUUAAUUUAAAAACAAAGUAUAUACAAUAUAGACUCCUUUUUAAGAAGGCUUUUAUUAGAAACCUAUAUUUGUUUUGGGGUUAAAGGUUAAGAGGUUUAUUCCUUAAACCUUUUAUUUUUUAAAAGUGCUUUUAGGAAAUGUACUUAUCUUGCCUUGAAAUGUCAUCUUGUAUUUAUUGAGCCCAGCUUUAUAUGAAGUAUUAUUUCAUUUUUAGUUUGUAGUUUUCUUAGCUAAAUAAAGUACAUACAUAGUUACGUCCGUUAACACUGGGUCCUACAGUAUGCACCGCAGUGGUUAUGAA